AGGACACCCGGACGCGACAGUCGGCCCUUCGUUCCAGAAGCAUUCCCAUAUCUGCACAGCAAAGAAAUCAGCUCAUUGAACUAUUAGCUCGUCUGUAGAUGAAGAGUGACUUCAAAUUUUCCAAUUUGCUGGGUACAGUGUACAGCCGUGGCAAUCUGCUCUUCACGCCCGAUGGCAACAGCCUCCUCACGCCUGUAGGCAACAGAGUGACGCAUUUCGAUCUGGUCAACAACACGACAUUCACAUUUCCUUUUGAGACAAGGAAAAAUAUCGCUAGACUGGCAUUAUCGCCACAAGCGACGCUUCUUAUCGCAAUUGACGAAGAUGGACAUGCAGUACUCGUCAAUUUUAUCCGCAAGACCGUUUUGCAUCACUUCAACUUCAAAGAGCGUGUUCGCGAUAUUCAAUUUGCGCCAGAUGGCCGGCAUUUCGUGGUGGCUGUUGGACGGCUGUUGCAAGCUUGGCGUACUCCUCGCUUCUCAGAUGACCGUGACUUUGCUCCCUUUGUUCGGCAUCGUGUCUAUACAGGACACUAUGAUGAGAUCACAGCCAUCACUUGGGCGAAAGACUCGCGCUUCUUCUUGACUGCAUCUCAAGACUUGAGCGCGCGGAUAUACAGUCUCGAUCCUGAAGAGGGUUUCACGGCAACAGUAUUGAGUGGACAUCGCGACCAUGUCGUUGGCUCAUUCUUCUCGGCAGAUCAAGAGACCAUCUACACAGUCUCAAGAGAUGGUGCACUAUUUGUGUGGCAAUAUAGGCCGCUCUACAAGGUGAAUGAAGAGUUGCCUGAUGUCGAGGAAGACACGAGUAAUAUUGACGAUGAUCGGAAACAUCGAUGGAUCAUUGUUGAUCGGUACUACUUUCAUCAGACUCCUGCAAAGCUCAAAUGCUGUACAUUCCAUGCACGCAAUAAUUUGUUGGUUGCUGGAUUUUCCAAUGGACUCUCUGGCAUCUACGAUCUCUCCAAUGGCGGUUUUGCCAUGAUUCACAAUUUGUCCAUAUCGCAAAACGCUAUCGACAAUGUCACCAUCAACGAGUCUGGCGAAUGGUUGGCCUUUGGCGCUUCAAAGCUCGGCCAGCUGCUUGUCUGGGAAUGGCAAUCCGAAUCCUAUAUUCUCAAGCAGCAAGGGCACUUCGAUGCAAUGAACGCUGUGACGUACUCGCCGGAUGGCCAACGAGUCGUCACUGCUUCAGAAGAUGGCAAAAUCAAAGUCUGGGACAUUCGGUCUGGUUUCUGUCUCGUCACCUUUGCAGACCAUACUUCAGCCAUCACUGAUAUACACUUUGCAAAGAAGGGCAACGUCUUGUUCUCCUCUAGUCUAGAUGGCUCCAUCCGUGCAUGGGACCUUGUCCGAUAUCGCAACUUUCGCACAUUCACAGCACCGGAGCGUGUGCAAUUCAGCUGUCUGGCUGUAGACCCUGCUGGCGAGAUUUGCUGUGCUGGUUCAACGGAUUCCUUUGACAUUUACAUGUGGUCUGUACAAACUGGACAACUCAUUGAUACGCUGUCUGCACAUGAGGGACCUGUUUGCUCAUUACAUUUUUCUGGUGAGGGUGGUGUGCUUGCUUCUGGCUCUUGGGAUAAGACUGUACGCAUCUGGAAUGUCUUUAGCCGCAAAGUGACGGUUGAACCAUUGACGCUACAAACGGAGAUCCAAACACUGGCCUUUCGUCCAGAUGGAAAGGAAAUUGCCGUGGCUACGCUUGAUGGUCAAGUAUCCUUCUGGGAUGUGACUGAAGCAGAUCAAAAGACAGUCAUUGAUGGACGACGUGAUAUCUCUGGCGGCAGGAAACCCGAUGAUCGCAUGACGGCAGCCAACAAUGCCAACUCAAAAAGUUUUCGCAGUUUGUGCUAUUCCUCUGAUGGAUCAGCCGUGUUGGCCGCUGGUAAUAGCAAGUAUAUCUGCAUCUAUGAUGUCGACUCGGGUGCACUCAUCAAGAAAUUCAGCAUUUCGAGUAAUACGUCUUUGGUGGGAACGCAAGAAAAGCUCAACUCGCGCAACUUGACGGAAGCUGGACCGGCAGAGCUAUUGGAUGAGCGGGGUGACUUGUCGGAUGACGAGGACAGACGACAGGAAACACUACCUGGGGCAUCUCGCGGUGACUUGUCUAUGCGCAAAGUACGGCCUGAGGUACGGACACGCGCUAUUCAAUUCUCGCCGACGGGAAGGGCAUUUGCUGCUGCAUCGACGGAAGGAUUGUUGAUUUACGCAUUGGAUGAUGCAUUUGCAUUCGAUCCGUUUGAUUUGGACAUUGAGGUCACGCCAGCCACGACGCGCGAGGCUCUCGAAAAGUCGGAGUACCUCAAGGCACUUGUCAUGGCAUUCAGGCUCAAUGAGACGUAUCUGCUACAAACUGUGUUUGAGGGUAUUCCACACAAGGACAUUGAGCUGGUAGCACGCGACUUGCCCGUGGUCUACUUGACGCGCAUGCUCAAAUUCUUGGGCAGCGCCGACGAGUCACCGCAUCUCGAGUUUCGUUUGCGUUGGAUCGAAGCACUCUUGACGAGUCAUGGACGUGUAGUGCGGCAGCAAUCGAGUUCGUUUGCAGCAGAACUACGCAGCCUCGCCAAGACUGUUGUACGCAUUGAGAAGGAUUUGGUGGAAGUGGCAGACAUGAACAAGUAUGCACUCGACUACAUCUUGAGUCGGCGAAGUAUUGCCAAGACGGAAGACACGGAAAUGGAGGAGGCAUUUACUGGUUUUGAUUAGAUGCUGGAGCAUGUCCCAAGUAGCGCAACACAUAGCCUGCAUCAACACUACCUUCUGCUGGUUUCCGUUCCUUGCCGUACUCUGCGAGUUGCUGCUUUACUUUGGUGACGAGCUCAGAACGCUGCUGGACAGAAGGCACGGCUGCUCCACGUUUCCGCUUGACGCCAAUGGAGACAUCCACCUUGUUGCCUUUUUUGAGAGCCUGUAAGCCAGAAUC
Molecule: messenger RNA, 2928 nt
Organism: Protomyces lactucae-debilis
Lineage: Eukaryota; Fungi; Ascomycota; Taphrinomycetes; Taphrinales; Protomycetaceae
Product: periodic tryptophan protein-like protein 2
Exons: 1
Coding region: 99-2711 (870 amino acids)
Biological process (GO): ribosomal small subunit assembly; maturation of SSU-rRNA from tricistronic rRNA transcript (SSU-rRNA, 5.8S rRNA, LSU-rRNA)
Cellular component (GO): Pwp2p-containing subcomplex of 90S preribosome; small-subunit processome
Molecular function (GO): protein binding
Source: RefSeq, a predicted model, not a curated record